AGGUAGUAGAAGUGCCUGAAGAAAGAUGAAGACACUAAAAAUCGGGCUAGUCCUGGUCCUGGGACUGAGUAUCGUGGCAUCAAAGCCAACGAAGAAGCCGCAUCCUAAAGAUUUGAAACUGCGCAGACUCCUGGAUCUACUGGAUGAGUUUGUUGAUAAAAGAGGUCAGAACCCAGGUAACGAGGUGAGCGAGGACAACAAGGAGAGACAGACAGUUCACACAAACGGCACGGACGUCAAGCCAAAAAACAUCCACGUCAAUAAGAAGCAGCAACAAGCGGACAACCACGACAGACAUCCUUUAGCCCCACCCCCACCGCCCGUCAACAAACGAGGGGAAAGUGGAAUUGAAACUAGAAAUUUUGGGAUCUCUCCGAGUUCGCUUUGGCCAGGCGGGGUCAUUCCAUACGAAAUCGAUGAAACUUCUUUUGGGAGUAGAUUAUCUACCGCUGUGGAUCGCAUUCAGGCCACUGCAUCGAACAUCUCCGCAACAACCUGCGUGAGAUGGAGACUGAAAACAGUUGAUGAUCAAUAUUUUGUUCGCUUCACUGGUGACACGUCCGGGUGUUGGUCCUAUGUUGGAAACAUCAGACGCGAUGGUGGACAACCUCUUGGUCUCGGAAGUGGAUGUUUAUCUGGAUACAUCAUCUUGCACGAGAUGCAGCACGCCAUGGGAGGGAUCCACGAACAACAGAGAGACAGGAGGAAGUACUUUGUGAAGAUCAACUGGGAAAACAUCCGGCCUGAUUACAACAAUCAAUACGCCCUCAGUCAACAUACCAUCAACAACGAACCUUACGAUUACAGAUCUAUACUGCAGUAUCAUUUAACGGCAUUCACUUCAAAUGGAAAGGUCACCAUGACUAUCCCUGAUCCCGAUCUAACGUAUCUGAUUACCAACAGCAAAUACGUUUUGUCGUACUACGACUUGGCGGAGAUCAACAAAGUGUACAACUGCCCAACAGCGGCCUGUACUUUAGACUGUAAGUAUGGCGGGUUCAGAAAGAGACCAUUGGCCCAGGCGGCCUGUAGCUGUCACUGUCCCACGGGACUUAAAGGGGUAACCUGUGAAGAACUGGACACCGAUCCUGAUUGUGGUGGUAUCAUCAAUUUAUCAAAUGGCGGGUCCGACGAAAUCAAGAUGACGUCAUACACAACUGGAAAAGAGUGCACAUGGCUCGUAAAGGGUGAACCCAACUCCAUCAUGACGGCCACAGUUACAUCGGUUGAUCUCCCCUUCGACUCAAAUAACGACUGUCAUCAUUGGUUGGAAUUCCGUGAUUACCUCAUCGGCAAUGACGGAAAAGAAUUGUGUGGACAAUCUACAGUUCCCAAAACAUAUACACAGACCAACAUCGGCGAGUAUUCUCCCUUCAUGAUUAGAUUCAACAGCAAAAAUGCCUUCACGCCGGGAACAGGUUUUACCAUUAAAGUGGAAGCCAUUCAAUCAGGUUGUAUGAGUUCUCCCUGUAAGACGGGGUCCCUGUGCUCGGAAAAUGGCGGGGGUGGAGCUUACACGUGUGCCUGCACCAACGGCAUGUCGGGCACAAACUGUGACGAAUUCAGAGCUCCCUCAUACAAUUUAUGCGACACUGAAGAUGAUUAUGGUACAUGUUUGUUUGAUCAGGAUAAUUCAGGGGACAUAAUUUGGAGCUUCAACACAAAAUUGUGUGACUGGCGAGGUUGCGACAACGGGGUGUUAACUCGCGGUACGGGCUACCAAUUUCUUACCCUGACUCCGUAUUACGACAGCGUCCAAUGGAACUAUGGGUCAAAGGCCCUCAUAACGACAUCCGCCACAUUUACAGCUGUCGAUCGCUGUUUGUCUUUCGAAUACGCCAUUGGUAAUUAUGUCCAAGGAGAUUGGCUCACAAAACUCAACGUGUAUGUGGAAGGAACUGGAAAAGCGAAAACCAACAUUAAAAAUAUUCAAACAACUACGAAUUAUGCCUGGCAGACUGAUUCGGUUUCCAUUGAAGCUGUCGCGAACAUGGUGAUCACGAUAGAGGGCGUGAUUGGGCCCCAGCUGAUUGGUGUGGACAAUAUUUCCCUUCGUCCGGGCUUAUGUACAAAUACCCCUUGCAACCCGAAUCCAUGUCAAAACUCCGGGACCUGUGACGAAUCCAACCCACCGGAAGGAACGAAAUACGUGUGCUCGUGUACCUCGGGAUUUUCUGGUGACAGGUGUGAAGUUUCACAAACUGACCACUGUGCAAACUCCCCAUGCAAAAAUGGUGGAACGUGUACAUCCGGUUCAACGACAUUCACUUGUCAAUGUGACGGUACUGGAUAUACCGGAGACACUUGUGAAGAAUCCAUAUCUACAAAUCCCUGUGACCAGCACCAAUGUUUGAAUGGUGCUACCUGUCAAGCAGAUAAUACCAAACCAGACGGUUACAGGUGUGACUGCGAUACCGGUUAUACCGGCGACAAGUGUCAGGCAAUUGACUAUUGUGCAAACUCCCCGUGUAAAAAUGGUGGAACGUGUACAUCCGGUUCAACGACAUUCACUUGUCAAUGUGACAGUACUGGAUAUACCGGAGACACUUGUGAAGAAUCCAUAUCUACAAAUCCCUGUGACCAGCACCAAUGUUUGAAUGGUGCUACCUGUCAAGCAGAUAAUACCAAACCAGACGGUUACAGGUGUGACUGCGAUACCGGUUAUACCGGCGACAAGUGUCAGGCAAUUGACUAUUGUGCAAACUCCCCGUGUAAAAAUGGUGGAACGUGUACAUCCGGUUCAACGACAUUCACUUGUCAAUGUGACAGUACUGGAUAUACCGGAGACACUUGUGAAGAAUCCAUAUCUACAAAUCCCUGUGACCAGCACCAAUGUUUGAAUGGUGCUACCUGUCAAGCAGAUAAUACCAAACCAGACGGUUACAGGUGUGACUGCGAUACCGGUUAUACCGGCGACAAGUGUCAGGCAAUUGACUAUUGUGCAAACUCCCCGUGUAAAAAUGGUGGAACGUGUACAUCCGGUUCAACGACAUUCAAUUGUCAAUGUGACAGUACUGGAUAUACCGGAGACACUUGUGAAGAAUCCAUAUCUACAAAUCCCUGUGACCAGCACCAAUGUUUGAAUGGUGCUACCUGUCAAGCAGAUAAUACCAAACCAGACGGUUACAGGUGUGACUGCGAUACCGGUUAUACCGGCGACAAGUGUCAGGAAAUUGACUAUUGUGCAAACUCCCCGUGUAAAAAUGGUGGAACGUGUACAUCCGGUUCAACGACAUUCACUUGUCAAUGUGACAGUACUGGAUUUACCGGAGACACUUGUGAAGAACCGAUACCUACAAAUCCCUGUGACCAGCACCAAUGUAUGAAUGGUGCUACCUGUCAAGCAGAUACUACCAAACCAGACGGUUACAGGUGUGACUGUGAUACCGGUUAUACCGGCGACAAGUGUGAAGACCCCAUAACAGAUCCCUGUGACCAGAACGAAUGUAUGAAUGGUGCUACCUGUCAAGCAGAUACUACCAAACCAGGCGGUUACAGGUGUGACUGUGAUACCGGUUAUACCGGCGACAAGUGUCAGGAUAUUGACACAGGAAAUCCCUGUGAUAACAAUCCCUGUCAGAAUGGCGGUAGCUGCGUGGAGACCCCUGGGGAGGAGGAUCCCUACAGGUGUGACUGCCCAGCAGGCUAUCCCGGUAGUCACUGUGAAGGCCGAUCGUGUACGUUUGAGAAAAAGAAUGAUCCUGCCUGCUUCCUAGACACCCAGGAUUCUACAUCAUUCUGGCGUAGAAAACGGAGACGAACUCCUUCCCGCAGAACAGGUCCACGAAAGGCUUAUGAGGGACAAUAUUACUAUUAUUUCGAAGCUUCAAAGCGCACCCCCGGAGAUCCAUAUUAUUUCUUUGACAACGGAGUCUUGUUUGAAAAUAAGGUGCACUGCCUGAGUUUGUAUUACCAUAUGAAAGGAAGCGGCAUGGGGACUUUUGCAAUUUAUACCUAUAAAACAAGCUAUGUGGAACAUUUUUCAAUCAGCGGUAACCAAGGAAACCAAUGGCAUAAGUUGGAACUGGAUCUUCCUCUAGACGAACAAACAUAUAUUAUGGUUAUGGCUGUUAGAGGGGAUACGUUCCGAAGUGAUAUUGCAAUAGAUGACGUCAAACUGAUGCCAAACCCAUGUUCAGAUUGAUUUAUUGCAAGAAGCGGACAGUUUUAUUUCCAAUAUGGCACUUGAAUAAUCUUUGAACAUUUAUGUAGCAGACAAAUUUGUUCUCAUUUUUGUACUUCAUUGUAUAAAAUAUUUAUAUUUUCUUAUUGUCUUGAUUUUCCCAAUUUAUAUCUUCUUUUCUGUGUAGAUCUCCCUUUUUUUUCCUGUCGUUUUUGGUCAAAUUUGCACUUUCAUGUUCUCAAUAUUUUCAUGCUUUUAGAUUUUAGCCGAUGUAAGUGUCUCAUUAAGAAAUCUGUAUUAAUAAAAAUGGUAUACAGCA
Messenger RNA from Ostrea edulis (European flat oyster), 4442 nucleotides. RefSeq names its product fibropellin-1-like. Bases 26 to 4144 code for a protein of 1372 amino acids. Gene Ontology annotation, biological process: proteolysis. NCBI's taxonomy places the organism in Eukaryota, Metazoa, Mollusca, Bivalvia, Ostreida, Ostreidae. The transcript is spliced from 35 exons. Gene Ontology annotation, cellular component: membrane. Gene Ontology annotation, molecular function: metalloendopeptidase activity; zinc ion binding; calcium ion binding. The record is from RefSeq and is a predicted model, not a curated record.